Messenger RNA from Mus musculus (house mouse), 4767 nucleotides. It is a transcript of the gene Ubxn8, whose product is annotated as UBX domain protein 8. Bases 3551 to 4246 code for a protein of 231 amino acids. The record is from RefSeq and is a predicted model, not a curated record. NCBI's taxonomy places the organism in Eukaryota, Metazoa, Chordata, Mammalia, Rodentia, Muridae. Gene Ontology annotation, cellular component: endoplasmic reticulum membrane. The transcript has 7 exons. Gene Ontology annotation, biological process: ERAD pathway.
CAUACAUUAGGGUGUUUCGUAAGAUUUUAUUAUAUCUGUAGCCCAGAACUUAUCACUGUUAAGAUUAAAGAUCUCUACAUUAAUCACUAUAGCUUUAUUUAGUAGUUGUUCCAGGAAAUUUUUACCUUCAAGACAGACUGUAAAUCAGGACAGACCUUCACUGUGAACUUAGGAACUUCCUGAAAAUCCAUUUAUCUCAAGGGUUGGUUGCUUACUCAAAAGGACUUCCUUCUCCAACAGUGAGAGUCUGGAACUCACCUGGCCAAAUCCCUAACUCCCUGUUCUUAUGAAAAACCAACAUAGCUGGGGAUAGAGUUCAGGCCUGGAUUCAAUCCCCAACAACCCAAAAGGGAGUGGGAAAUCUGACUUCCAUUUCUUUACCUUGUUGGUCUUAAACUAUUAACAACCAGAGCUCCAUCUUGAAAAGGUCACCUUAAACCACUCCAUCUUGCAGAGGUCUCUAACACUCACCUUUUCCUUUUUCUUGGAGUUACUGAUCAGAUCGUGUCAGAGCACUAUUACACUUGCCUCCAUUGAGAAGCUUGACUUAGUGGACCCAUCACUGUGGUCUUCUGUUCUGUGGAGUAAGGAUGUGGUGGCCAUGGUGCUGGGGGAUUACAGCCAAUGGAAGCAGGAAGUGCUGGUUGUCUAUGCUGAGAACACUCUCAGGUGUGCAUGCGCGUGUAGGUCAAGAGAACAACUUUCGGGAGAGUUGGUUCUCUCCUUCCACUGUGGGUUCUGGAAUGAACUCAGGUGUUACCCACUGAGCUAUCUUGCCAGGCUGCAAUUUCUAUUUUUUUUUUUAAAUUAUCUUUUAGUUUUGACGAUUUCUUUAUUUUCUAUUUAUAUAAAUACACUGUCACUGUCUUCACACACACAUCCGAUCCCAUUACAGAUGGUUGUAAGCCACCAUAUGGUUGCUGAGAAUUGAAUUCAGGACCUCUGGCAGAGCAGUCAGUGCUCUUAACUACUGAGCCAUCUCCCCAGACCUGAAAAUUGUAUUUCAAGGUCUAAAACCAGACAUGCUGGUGUCACUCACUAGACUAAUCUAGAAACCCAGGAAGAAGGAAAGAAACAGAAGGAAUGCAGAACAAAAUGAAGCUGGUGAGAACUGAAGGAAUUCCUUGUCUGUCUUCAUGUAGAAUCAACACAGGCCCCAGUGGGAACAUUGUAUGAGUCAACCCAGCUGUGUAAUCCAUCUAUCCUGUUAUAAUUCAAAUGGCCUCCUUCUCAUUACUGACUUGAGACUGUGCCCUCCUAGUUUGAACUCUUUGAGUCUAAAGUUUUUUUGUUGCUAUUUAUUUUUGAACGGGAUCACACUGGGGCCUGAACCAGUCACAAUCCUCUUGCCUGUUAUUAUACUCAGUAAUAAGAUUCAUAGCCUAUUUACAAAGCAAUCUCCAAUGGCCCUAGGUCCAAUUUGCCAUUGUGCUCUUAAAUUUUUUUUUCCUUUUAUUGAACGUACAUUUUGGGGGCUGGAGAGACUGCUUAGCGGUUAAGAGCACUGACUGCUCUUCCAAAGGUCCUGAGUUCAAAUCCCAGCAAUCACAUGGUGGUUCACAACCACCUGUAAUGAGAUCUGACACCCUCUUCUGGCGCAUCUGAAGACAGCUACAGUGUACUUACAUAUAAUAAAUAAAUCAAUCUUUAAAAAAAAAAGAAAGAAAGAAAGUACAUUUUGGGGGUUGGAGAGAUGGUUCAGUGGUUAAGGGCACUGGCUGCUCUUCCAGAGGUCUUAGGUUUGAUUCUCAGCACCCACUUGGUGGCUCACAAGUUCUAGGGGAUAUAGGCAUAACACCAUAUACAUAAAAUAAAAUUCCCCUCCUCACAUAUUAUAUCCUGAUUACAGUUUCUCCUCCCCCUAGUCCUCCCCACCUCUCAUCCCAUCUGGAUCCACACCUUUCCUGUCAAUAUGAAACAGGCUUCUAAAGGAUAAUUAAAAUAGAACUAAUACAUCAGAAUCAGAGAAAACAGACGGAAGGGGAAGAGCCCAAGAGAGAGUGUAAGAAUCAAAGCCUCAUGUUGGCACACUUGGGAAUGCCAUAAAAACACUAAACUGGAAGCCAUAAUAUAUACACAAAGGAACUUUAGGGUAAAAGGAGGUUAAAAAAAAAAAAAAGGCAGGACUCUGACAUGACAUUUCAAGAGCAGGAACCUCUAAGGUUGUAUUGGCCAUCCACUGCUGGCCAUUCAGUCUACCAUCGCAAAUGUUUUUCAAGUGAGCCUUCCCUGGAGAGAGAAUUUACUUUUUCAAGUGGUUAUCAGUUGGAGAUAGUGGCUGGAUUAAGGAUGGGGAUAGCUGUCUACUUCUUUGGGCUCUAGGAGCUUAUCGGUGAAGAUCCACACAGGCUCUGUGCAUGCUGCCUCAGUUCACUGAGUUCACAUAUUUAUCGAUCUUUUUUGCUUUGGAGGGCCUUGUUUUCUCCGUGCCCUUCAUCCCUUUUGCUCUUACUCUUUCUGCCUCUGCUCCUUUGGGGUUCCCUAAGGGGAGGGUUUCAUAUUCACCCAUUUAGGGCUCACUGUUCCAAGGUCUUGGACGCUCCUCUGUAUACUUUUUUUUUCUUUUGUUUUUUUCAAUCAGGGUUUCUCUGUGCAGUCCUGGAACUCACUCUGUAGACCAGGCUGGCCUUGAACUCAGAGAUCCAUCUGCCACUGCCUCCCUAGUGCUGUGGUUAAAAGUGUCCGAAGUCCAAACUCCAAACCUUCACACUUUAGUCACUAUCUCCUCAGGAAAUUCUUCUCCACACUGCAGAACGUGGUUCUGUAGCACUCUAUACAGACAUUCCUAUCAUGGCACCAGACAUCAGAUAGUCUCUGUACAGGACAUGUAUCCCAGGGCUGAGUUUGUUUAGGACAAAUUCAGUAACUUACACAUACUUGGAACUUAAGCUAAACUGAAGAGCGACUGGGGGUAUUGAUGGUUGAGGACUUGCCAAGUUGGGAAUCUUGUCAGUGGGAAGGCCCUCCAUUCCUGAACUCUAAGUUACCAGAGCUGAGUCAUGGAGUGGCAGGGAAGUCACUGUGAGGCCAACGUUAAGUCAUAACUGUAACACGUGUAGGCAUUGACAGGGAGAACAGUGAGUGGGGGGCAGGUCUAGGGAACUCUCCACGCGGGUGUGGGGCAGGAACAGGCACUAGGGAGCAGACCCCACUUUUAAGCUUCCCGCAGGACCUGUUAGGAAGAGAAGAUGCUUAGUAACUAGUUAGCUAAGAACCAAACGCCCUGUUACCCCCAAGGGACACAAGGCCACCGGGCCUCGCAGCGUCAACCGCCCCUUUUAAGUCAUUUCAGUCUUCUGAGCACCAUCUUUUAGACCUGCACAGUCUGAUAAGCCACUGUCAUCGUGACCAGCCUCAGAUCCACAGGACAGGGACCGUCCCAGCCGAAGGAGAUGACCCGCGCCGUCUGAGCAAUCGCAUCCGGGCCCGCGCCCCAGCCUCAGGGCACAGCAUCCUCCCUCCAUUCCUCCCAGCCCGAGGCCUCCGGGGCGAGCUCGCGGAAGGCACGGCCGGAAGGGGCGGGCACUGCGCCCAGCGAGCCCUCCGCGCCAUGGCUUCUCGUGGCGUCGUGGGCCUUUUCUUGCUCUCUGCUCUCCCUCUCUUGUGUCUGGAGCUCCGGCGCGGGAUCCCGAGUCUCGGCAUUAAAGAUCUCAUUUUGCUGAGUGGCCGGAUAUUCCUACUGCUGGCCCUGCUUACCUUAGUCAUUUCCGUGACCACCUCCUGGUUUAACUCACUGAAACCUUCGCAAGGUCAUCUGAAAGAAGGAGAAAAAGAGAAUGAGAAAAGACGGAGACUCGUGAGGGAAAGGCAACAGGAAGCCCAGGGUGAGAAGGCCAGCAGAUAUAUAGAGAAUGUUUUAAAGCCUCAGCAGGAAAUGAAGUUGAAAAAACUGGAGGAGCGGUUUUAUCAGAUGACAGGGGAGACCUGGAAGCUGACCGCUGGCCACCGACUCCUAGAGGUUCCUGAUUUACCUGAAGAACCAUCAGAAACAGCUGAAGAGGUAGUUACUGUUGCCCUUCGAUGCCCAAAUGGACGUGUUCUGAGGAGAAGAUUUUUCAAGUCGUGGAAUUCACAGGUCUUACUUGACUGGAUGAUGAAAGUUGGGUACCACAAAUCCCUAUAUAGACUUUCCAAUUCCUUUCCCAGAAGGGCCCUGGAAGUGGAGGGAGGCUCGUCACUGGAGGACAUAGGAAUAACUGUGGACACUGUACUUAACGUGGAAGAGAAAGAGCAGAGCAGCCAGUAGAGAGGCUGGAAGCACCUGCUGCCCUUCCACAGGGCGGUGUUCAUUCAAGCCCCAUGCACCUGGAGCUCCUCUCGUCCACAGGUGUACCCCGCCCACACCCCGCCCACACCCCAUGGAUGAGGACCGCUUUGCACUGAUGGUCUGUGGCCUGUCAUUAUAAUGUGAAAGGAGGUAAAAAGAGUAAGACAGACCUGGAUGCAAGCCUCAGCCGGGCAUGGUGGGACACGCCUCAACUCCCACAAUUUUUGAGUUAAUUAGACCAUCUUCAAACCAAACCAAACCCUAGCUCAUAUAAGAACUGGUUCCUGCUUGCGUCUACCUUACCAUAAAGUAUUUCACAAUUCAGUCAGAAUCUAAGGAGGAUGAAGGGACAUUCUAUUGUAUUUCUAAAAACUUAAAGAACUCCCAGAGCCAACUGAUCCUGUAUAGUUUUGACUUAGAUCUGGGGAUGGAGGUCUGGUCCAUGAACCUUGGGGAACAUAGUGAAACCACAGUAAACAAGGCCAUUGUUGUUAAGUGCA